AACUACUUCCUUCAGAAUAUCUUCAAAACCACCAUAACCCAAGACUUCUCCGCUCCAUCCAUGCCCGUGACCCUCAACGAGCCACUCUCUCAACUCCAACGGCAUGCAGAAGAUCUGGAAUACGCUGAACUAAUCAACAGAGCUGUCGACCUCAAAGAUUCUGUUAAAAGAUUGCUUUACGUCGCCUCUUUUGCUUGCAGCAAACAUGUCUCAGCAUCUUCCUUAUACACCAGAUCGUUCAACCCCCUGCUAGGUGAGACAUACGAAUUCGUCGAUCCAAAAAAGAAGUACAGAUACUUCGCUGAACAGAUUCAGCACCAUCCACCUAUGUUAGCGAUCUGUGCAGAGUCCCCGAGAUGGACGUAUCACGGUGAAGCUGCGACUCGGAAUGUGUUAAGGAUGACGGCUAUCGAUGUUAAUCAUAUCGGGACUUGGUUUCUUACCCUACGAUUAUUGGAUGGGACGGAGGAGUUGUAUACGUGGAGGAAGCCGGGGAUGGUUGUCAAAAUGCCUUUGGUCUCUGGGGAGCCGGUUAUUGAGGAGUAUGGAGCUGUUAAUGUAAGGAACUGGAGUACGGGCGAGGUGUGUACGAUUGAUGGUUUCAAAGUUGAUGCUGGCAGUGAGUUCAGGGGCAAAGUUUUCAAUGAGCUGGGGAGAUUGUGUGCGGAAUUGUCAGGGUGUUGGAACGAGACUAUUGUUGGCAACGUAUUUGCAGACACCGAAAGGAAAGAGGAAUUUCAAAAAUUUCAGAUCUGGGAAUCUAAUCGUCGCCGAGCCAAUAGGGUAGAUUGUCUCACGCCCUUUCUGGUUGGCCUGAACGAUAUUCCUAGAAAGUUGAGAAAUUAUAUACCACCAACGGAUUCGAGAUUAAGGCCGGAUCAAAGAGCUUUAGAGGAUGGACAGUGUGAAUUUGCUGAUGUGGAGAAAAAGCGAUUGGAAGACCUUCAGAGGAAAAGACAGAGGCGCAGAAAAGAAGAUAAGUUGGAUUACGCUCCACGGUGGUUUAAGCGCGAGAAAUGUAUAGUUACGGGUGAGGAUCAUUGGAGUUGUGAUAGGGAGUAUUGGAGAGAGCGGGAAAGGAGCAAUGAAGAGAGAUGGAAAAGCGUCGAGAAUAUAUUUACAGCUUAGAAAGGUGCGCAAAGUCUCGUCUUGUAUUUGUGAAGGCUGUUUCAUGUUCGUGUAGCUAUCUAAUCAAGAUAGCUUGAAUACCACAUAUUC
Messenger RNA from Mollisia scopiformis, 1218 nucleotides. Its product is annotated as putative oxysterol-binding protein 1A. Gene Ontology annotation, biological process: endocytosis; piecemeal microautophagy of the nucleus; maintenance of cell polarity. Lineage: Eukaryota; Fungi; Ascomycota; Leotiomycetes; Helotiales; Mollisiaceae. Bases 61 to 1128 code for a protein of 355 amino acids. Gene Ontology annotation, molecular function: sterol binding. The transcript has a single exon. Gene Ontology annotation, cellular component: membrane; intracellular membrane-bounded organelle; cytosol. The record is from RefSeq and is a predicted model, not a curated record.